AGGGGGACAGCAGCGCCCCACGGUGACAUCAUCCUCUGUCUCAGUGGACAUGGAAUCGGAUCCUUUGCGUUUUCGCUGCCCUUUGUUUUCUCCUGGGCCGGCUUAUGUGGAUGGUUGUCAUUAUGGGGUUCAUCAUGAUCAAUGUCAAUCAUAAUAAUCAUAAUCAUUGGCUGUGCCGAGAGUUCUCGAAUCGAUUCAUCUCCUUUCCGUUCCCCCCUGGUCUCCCACGGUUGGUUCAUUGGACGGUAUCGGCACGUAUCGACACAAAACAUCUCGGAACAGGAGGAACAGGUUUCCGCGGCCGAGUCUUGCCAGAGUCAACCGCGAAAGGCAAUAGCCACGGUAGCACGACAUACCCAGCUGUUGGAGACGUCGAUGUAGUGCUUUUUAGGACCAAGGUUCAAGGCAAGUCUGCAAAAUCCGGCUUUGGAUUUCAGGCGAGGUCGAUGAUAAGAUCCGUAGCGCUGGCCUUCAUAUCCUGGAGGAUGAAAAAAGACGAUCCGAGCCGUUGCUAUUGGCUAUUCACACUCUGGCCCUCCCAGCCAUUACUUAGUAAGUUAGUAGUACUAACUACUUACUGUAAGUGGCUUGAAACAGCUCGGCGGGAAAGUUUCCAGGCUGGUUGAGUUGAGCAUCUCAGGACGGUGACGGGAGCAACGAUCUUUGACCCUUUUCUUUCCGAAUGUCUGCUGCGGAGCUUCCUCCGUACGUGUCCGCGGUCUGUUUCUCCCCAGCAACUUUUGGCUAGGAUCUAGU
Aspergillus ibericus CBS 121593 is the source of this 756-nucleotide messenger RNA. RefSeq lists its product as uncharacterized. The record is from RefSeq and is a predicted model, not a curated record. Lineage: Eukaryota; Fungi; Ascomycota; Eurotiomycetes; Eurotiales; Aspergillaceae. The coding region runs from base 105 to 626 and encodes 173 amino acids. The transcript has a single exon.